AUGUCGCUGCAGUUCCUGGGUCAAAAGUCUUGGCAUCCGGCCAAUAAGGCCAACCAGAAGCGCAUCUGGGUGGCUGAGCAGCAGGCCAAGGCGAGAGAAGAGCGUGAGCGGCAGAAGGCGAAGGAAGUGCGCAAGGCAGCUGAAGCGCUACAGGCUCAGCAGGCUGCCGCUGCCUCUGGAGACGUCGUUGCUGCUCGUCAUGUGGCCAGUGCACAAGUGAAUUUCCUAUACGCGGCACCUCCAGGACUUCCAGAGGCCAAAGAAGCGGUGGAUAGGAAACAACAGACAGAAGAUGACGAGGCAGUUCGGGAAUUUCGACGCAGAGCCGAGAGACGAGGAGACUCGCAACGCUCCAAGCUCGAGCGAUACGUGGGCCGAAGAGCUGAGGAGACGCUAACAAUUAAAGACCAGGUCGAACGGUUCCCCAUACUGAAGGACGCUCCAGUGGAGGGCAAAUACACUGAAACUAUUAAGGUUAACUUCAACCCCUUGGGACUCAGACUACGCAACGUACGCUGCAUCCGAUGUGGAGAAUGGGGACAUCAAAGCGGGGACAGAGAGUGCAAACUAAGAGACCAGAAUCCAAAUGAUGCUACGAGGCAGAAGUGGGAAGACCCAGUGACGGAGAUCAACAAGCUUAAGCUGGCCAAACAGAAUCUCGUACUGAGGAGAGGCGCCUUGCCGUUAGAGAUGCAGGAGGCAACUUCACAAGAGUUUGAGAUUUUGCAGUCAGAUGACGAGGAUGUAGAAGCCGCUGAAGACGCAAUUUUGGCCACGUUGUCUAUGAGGCAGAAGAAGAAGUUAUUGAAGAAGCUGAAGAAACAGUCGCGAUGCUAUAGCCGCAGUGAUAGUGAAGCUGACUCUGAUGCGUCUUCCCAUCGUCACCGCUCGAAGAAGUCGAGCAAGAUCACAAGUAAACGAAAGCGCAAACACACGCAUCGAUUAAGAGGUCGAUCUGAAGAUGGCAAAGAGCGCAGAAAGGAGCGAAAGAGACCGCGACGAAGAUCGCGCUCAGAGUCUUAA
Molecule: messenger RNA, 1023 nt
Organism: Phytophthora infestans T30-4
Lineage: Eukaryota; Oomycota; Peronosporomycetes; Peronosporales; Peronosporaceae
Exons: 3
Coding region: 1-1023 (340 amino acids)
Biological process (GO): negative regulation of DNA-templated transcription
Cellular component (GO): nucleus
Molecular function (GO): transcription corepressor activity
Source: RefSeq, a predicted model, not a curated record